Molecule: messenger RNA, 547 nt
Organism: Ichthyophthirius multifiliis
Lineage: Eukaryota; Ciliophora; Oligohymenophorea; Hymenostomatida
Exons: 1
Cellular component (GO): nucleosome
Molecular function (GO): protein heterodimerization activity; DNA binding; structural constituent of chromatin
Source: RefSeq, a predicted model, not a curated record
AAAUAAAAAAUAAAUAAAAAAAGAAAACAAUUAUAAAAAAAAAAAUGGCUAGAACUAAAUAAACUGCUAGAAAAUCUACUGGUGCUAAAGCUCCUAGAAAAUAACUUGCUUCCAAAGCUGCUAGAAAAUCAGCACCUGCUACAGGAGGAAUCAAGAAACCCCAUAGAUUCAGACCCGGAACAGUUGCUCUUAGAGAAAUCAGAAAAUAUUAAAAAUCAACUGAUUUAUUAAUUAGAAAGCUUCCUUUCUAAAGAUUAGUCAGAGAUAUUGCCCAUGAAUUCAAGGCUGAACUUAGAUUCUAAUCUUCAGCUAUUCUUGCUUUAUAAGAAGCUUCUGAAGCCUACUUAGUUGGAUUAUUUGAAGAUACCAAUUUAUGUGCUAUUCAUGCAAGAAGAGUUACAAUUAUGACUAAGGAUUUAUAAUUGGCUAGAAGAAUCAGAGGUGAAAGAUUUUGAAUUAAAAAUAUACAAUUUAAAAAAUGUAUUUCUUUUUAAAAUAAUUCAUUAUUGUGUUUUUAAAUUUUAAAUUUAAUUAAAUUUUAUUUCAA